This is a messenger RNA of Anolis sagrei ordinatus, 942 nucleotides long. RefSeq names its product olfactory receptor 12D1-like. Gene Ontology annotation, molecular function: odorant binding; G protein-coupled receptor activity; olfactory receptor activity. NCBI's taxonomy places the organism in Eukaryota, Metazoa, Chordata, Lepidosauria, Squamata, Anolidae. The record is from RefSeq and is a predicted model, not a curated record. Gene Ontology annotation, biological process: G protein-coupled receptor signaling pathway. Gene Ontology annotation, cellular component: membrane.
AUGGAGAAUCAGACACAGAUUACUCACUUCAUACUACUGGGUCUAACAACUCAACAGGAGCUUCAGAAACUUCUCUUUGUCCUCUUCUUACUCCUCUAUUUAGUGACUGUUCUGGGCAAUGGAACUAUUGUAUGUGUAGUGUGGACAGAGAUCCAACUUCAUACUCCUAUGUAUUUCUUUCUCAGUAAUCUCUCUUGCCUGGAUAUUUGCUAUUCUACAGUUAUCCUUCCUAAAAUACUAUCUGGUUUAUUUCUUGCCCAUCAAAGAAUAUCCUUUGUUGGAUGCAUUACUCAGCUCCAUUUCUUCCAUUUUCUAGGUAGCAGUGAAGCUCUUCUUCUAGCUGCCAUGGCUUAUGACCGCUAUGUGGCUAUAUGCAACCCACUGCACUAUCCAGUCAUCAUGUCCAGACAGAUAUGUCUUCUACUGGCAGCUACCAUUUGGGCCAUGGGGUUCUUUCAUGCUCUGAUGCAUGCAAUAAUGACAUCCAAAGUUCAUUUCUGUGGUCCCAAUGUCAUUGAGCAUUUCUUUUGUGAUAUUAAGCCACUACUGAGAUUGGCCUGCAGCAACACGAGGGUCAAUCUCAGCCUUCUCAACAUUGUCACAGGUUCACUUGUAAUGGCUGCUUUUCUCUUUACACUCCUUUCAUAUAUCUACAUUAUCUCUUUCCUUAUACUAAAGGUCAAAUCACAUAGCAGAAGAUGGAAGUCUUUCUCCACCUGUAGCACCCAUCUCACAGUUGUAUGUUUGCUCUAUGUACCCGUUUUGUUCAACUACAUCCCACCCUCUUCAGGAGACUCUCCACAGAAGGACAUGAUAGCCACUCUCAUGUACAGUGUCAUUACCUCUGUCUUGAAUCCCUUGAUCUAUACCCUAAGGAACCAGGAUAUGAAAUCAGCCAUCAGGAAAACUGUCCACAGAGUAGUGAUAUCUAUAAAGAGGUAA